UUGCAAGUAAUUAAUUUUAACUAGUCUUGUGAACAUUGGAUCACUUUCAUAAACUGAUUUCCAUAUUUGCAAAUAGUAUUAACUGGUUUUGUGCCAUGGCAGUUGAAUUUGUUGGUAGUGCUCUUCUUUCAGCAUCUCUUCAGGUUGCAUUUGACAGGCUAGCUUCUGCUGAAGUUGUGGAAUACUUUCAAGGAAGAAAAUUCAAUGAUAAGCUACUGAAGAAACUCAACAUCACGCUUCUCUCCAUCAACGCUGUGAUUGACGAUGCAGAAAAAAAGCAGAUCAGAAAUCAACACAUGAAAGCAUGGCUCGAUUCUGUCAAAGAUGCUGUUUUUGAGGCAGAAGAUCUGUUAGAUGAAAUUGACAUUCAAGUUUCUCAAUUGAAACUCGAAGCUGAAUCUCAAUCCAGUCCUAACAAGGUAUGGAACUUCUUCAAUGCUUCUACAAAUUCAUUUGGCAAAGAAAUUGAAUCAAAGAUGCAAGAAGUACUUGAAAAUUUAGAAUAUCUUUCUAGCAAAAAGGAUAUACUAGGUUUGAAAGAAGCUAGUAUUAGUAGUGGUUUUGGUGUUGGAUUUGGUAGUCAAGUGUCACGAAAAUUGCCGACAACUUCUUUGCUUGGUGAAACUGUUUUAUAUGGUAGAGAUGUUGAUAAAGAAAUUAUAUUUAAUUGGUUGAAAUCUCGAAAUGACAAUGAAAAGCACUUCUCCGUAGUUUCAAUUGUCGGUAUGGGUGGGAUGGGUAAGACCUUGCUUGCUCAACACUUAUAUAAUGAUUCGAAGAUGGAGGAUGAAUUUGAUGUCAAAGCAUGGGUCUGUAUUUCAGACGACUUCGAUGUUUUCAAGAUAACUAGAGCUAUUCUUGAGGGUAUCAAUGGAUCAAUUGAUGAUAGUAGAGAUCUAAAUAUGGUUCAAGAAAGGUUGAAAGAAAAAUUGACAGGAAAACGAUUUCUUCUUGUUUUGGAUGAUAUCUGGAAUGAAAAACGUGAUCAAUGGGAAGCUUUGGAAACUGCUUUUAAUUGCGGAGCUCGAGGAAGCAAAAUUGUCGUCACUACAAGGAAUUUGAAAGUUGCGUCAACCACAAGGUCAACUAGAAUUCAUCAUCUGGAACAAUUACGAGAAGAACAUUGCUUGCAAUUGUUUUCAAGACAUGCAUUCCAAGAUGAAAAUCCUCAAUCGAAUCCCGAGUUGAUGGAGAUUGUUAAAAAUAUAAUUGGAAAAUGUAAAGGAUUGCCUCUAUCCUUGAAAACAAUUGGAAGUCUCUUAUACACAAAAUCGUCUUUGGUGGAAUGGAAAAAUAUUUUGUCAAGUGAGAUAUGGGACUUACCUGAAGAGGUUAGCAAUAUUGUCCCGGCUUUAAGACUCAGCUAUGACCACCUUCCUUCUCAUUUGAAGAGAUGUUUUGCUUCUUGUUCUCUGUUCCCAAAAGAUUAUGUGUUUGAAAAGGAACAAUUAAUCUUAAUAUGGAUGGCUGAAAAUUUUCUACAAUGUCCUCAACCUCAACAGAGUAAGAGUAUGUUAGAAGUUGGUGAACAAUACUUUGAUGAUCUGCUAUCGAGGUCAUUUUUUCAACAAUCAACCGAAGACAAAAUGUGUUUUGUCAUGCAUGAUCUUCUCAAUGAUAUGGCAAAAUAUGUAUGUGGGGAUUUUUGUUUCAGGUUGGAAGUUGACGAAGCACAAAAUGUAUCAAAAGUUACUCGUCAGUUUUCGUUUUUGAGAUAUAGAUAUGAAUCUUCCAAAAGGUUUGAGGCCGUAUGUCAAGCUGAAAGAUUGCGUACAUUUCUACCAUUUACCAGGAACCACAAAGUACCAUCUUUUCUUAAUGAAUUCUGGAUGUCUGGCCCUUUGCUGCAUGACUUGCUCCCCAAGUUUAAGCGUUUACGCAUUUUAUCAUUGUCUGGUUAUUACAAUAUGAUUGAGGUUCCCAACACUGUAGGAAAUCUUAAACAUCUUCGUUACCUUGACCUUUCUGUUACCAACAUAAAAAAGCUACCUGAUUCAAUAUGUUUUCUCUUUAACCUGCAAAUACUGAAGUUGAAGAAUUGCCGAUUUUUGAAGGAGCUGCCUUUGAAUUUUCAUAAACUCACUAAUUUGUGUUAUCUUGAUUUUAGUGGAACCGGUGUGAGGAAUAUGCCAAUUCAUUUUGGAAAAUUGAAGAACCUUCAAGUGUUGAAUUCAUUCUGUGUAGGAAAAAGUAGCGACUGUGACACCAAUAUUCAACAGUUAGGUGAACUCAAUCUUCACGGAUCACUAUCAAUUUCAGAGUUGCAGAAUGCUGUUAAUCCCUUUGAUGCAUCGGCAUCAAACUUGAAAGAUAAAAUCCACCUUGUGAAGCUAGAGUUAGAAUGGAAUGCAAACAACGAAAACUCACAGCAAGUAAGAGAAGUGCUCGAGAACCUACAACCUUCAAAACACUUGAAGGAGUUGUCAAUCAGGAGUUAUGGUGGAACAAGAUUUCCAGAUUGGUUUGGAGAUAAUUCACUGUCUAAUCUAGUGUCCUUGAAGUUGAGUAACUGUGAAAAAUGUCUCGUGUUGCCUCCACUUGGAAUUUUACCUUCUCUCAAGAAACUAUGCAUUAUAGGGCUCUAUGGUUUGGUGGUUAUUGGCACCGAGUUUUAUGGAAGUAACUCUUCAACUGUUCCAUUUCCAUCUUUGGAAACUUUGCAAUUUGAGGAUAUGCCGGAAUGGGAAGAAUGGGAAUGCAAAACCGCGGAAAAUGCUUUUCCAUAUCUUCGAAACCUUUCUAUAAAAUAUUGUCCAAAUCUAAGAGACUAUUUGCCAGAGAAACUUCUUAGUUUAACGAUGCUAGAAAUUUCUCAUUGUCAACAGCUUGUUGCGUCUGUUCCUAGGACGCCAUUCAUUCAUGAAUUACAUCUAAAUGAUUGUGGAAAUCUGCAAUUUGAUUAUCACCCAUCUACUUUGAAAAUUCUCAAGAUUGGUGGAUCCUGCAUGGAAGCAUCACUACUUGACAGGAUUGAGGCUAUCAUAUCCAAUAUUUCUCUUGAAAGAAUGAAAAUUGUUGGUUGCCCGAAUAUGAAUAUUCCGAUAUAUUGUUGCUACAAUUUCCUUGUAGGAUUGUUCAUCUGGAGUAGUUGCGACUCUCUAACUACAUUUCCUCUUGAUUUGUUCCCAAAACUCAAGGAGCUUCAAUUUAGAGACUGUAAUAAUCUUGAGAUGAUUUCACAAGAGAAAACUCACAAUCUCAAACUUUUGCAAAUUUCCAAUUGUCCUAAAUUUGUGUCAUUUCCAAGAGGAGGAUUCAAUGCACCUGAACUUGUACAUUGCCAAUUUUUUAAAUUAGAGAACUUGAAAUCAUUGCCUGAAUGCAUGCACAUUCUCCUUCCAUCUAUGCAUUUUCUAAUUGUGAAAGAUUGUCCGCAACUCGAGUUGUUAUCUGACGGAGGUUUGCCAUCAAAUUUAAAACAGUUGUAUCUUCGCAAUUGUUCCAAACUUUUGGCAUCAAUGAAAUGCGCAUUGGCAGCAGCUACCUCUCUAUUUACUUUGUAUAUUGGAGAAGUGGACGUGGAGUUUUUUCCUGAUCAAGGGUUGCUUCCACAUUCUCUUAGUUCUCUAUCCAUCACUUGGUGUCCGAAUCUUAAAAAACUCAAUCACUUUGGUCUCUGCCAUCUCUCUUCUCUUACAAGAUUGUAUCUUUCUAGCUGCCCGUUACUCGAAUGCUUACCAGAGGAAGGUCUGCCAAAGUCCAUUUCAACUCUGCAGAUUUGGGGAAAUUGUCCCUUGCUCAAACACCGGUUUCGGAAACCAAAUGGAAAAGAUUGGGAGAAGAUUUGUGACAUUCAAUGCAUAAUAAUUGACAGUGACAUAAUAACUUGAAGUUCAUAUUCUAAAUGAGGCAAUCACCAGUGCGCCUAUUCUCUGCCAUAUGAUGAGGUACCUACACUGGAACACACAUACUCCGAUACUCACAUAUACAUGUUUUAAAUUGAAAGCUUAUUUUGGAUCUUUUGAAAUAUUGAUUUAUACAGUCAUCCCUAUACUAUGGUUGUUUUUAUUUGAAGCAGUGUUGUCAAGUGUUUACCGUGUAGAAUAGUGUUUUGUUCAAAUUUCGCUGCCACAAUGUUAUAGCGCGGCGGUAGCCUUUAUUUGACAACAAUUUAUAAUAGAUAACGUAUCACACCGAACAAUAAUGAUUGGUUCAAAUUCCACUACAUUAUAGUAAUGUUGCUCUAAUACAGCAGCUAUUUGACAACACUAAUUUGAAGUGUUCCUCUAUCUAGUUAGCUAUUUAACUUCCAAUGAUCAAGGUUGAAUUUGUUUCCAUGUCUCUUGUAAGCUUUGGUUGGCCAAUGUUCUAAAGCAUACUCUUAUGAACCUCUUAAGUUGUUUGAGUAUAUCCAUGUGAAGUUUCCGGCUUCAAUGUUAUAAAAUUUGUACACUGAUAUGCAUAAUGAGGCCAUUAUCAAGGGAGGAUGCAAGAUGGGUGCUUUAGUGCUCCUGAUGCAAGUGAAAACAAUGCGACACAAAUGUUUUUAUUUCCGGCAGAAUGUUGAAUACCACAAAAAACUCACAAAAAUGGAAGAUUCUGAAUUCAAACUUGCGACACCAUGUAUAUCCGGCCUAACAAUUUUGCUAAUUUGCCAAUUAAGUUAGAAAUUGAAGUUAAGUGUAACAAAAUAUUAUGGUAAUGAUAAUGAUAUGUUUAUGCAAUAUUUCUUCUGUCUUGUAUAUUAUAAUGGGAAAUGAUGUUUCAAGAUCAAAACGGAACAUCAAAUGUGCUGUCACUUUAUUAUUGACAAAUGAGUAAACAAAACAAGGAAAUGCAAGUUGAGUUAAUUUGCUUGGAAGCAUUCGUUUGAUUUAUUUAUUGAUUAUUAAAUUAAGUCAAUAACCUCAUUCAUUGACCAAAAACUACAUUUGAUUAAACUAUCGAUUAUGUUAAUCCACUUGCAUAAAUUAUAUUGAUUCCAGAAAUCCUUGUUGAAUUCAUGCUCUUUCAAUAACAUACUAGCCUAUAGGACCCAUUCUCUAUUCAUUGAGUAAACUUCACUUUGCAUUUGCUAUUCUUUCUUUGAUUUCUUUUUGGUCUCCCUUUCAUUUUGUGCCAUGGCGGUUGAACUUGUUGGCGGUGCUCUUCUUUCUGCUUUCCUUCAAGUCACAUUUGAAAAAUUGGCUUCUGUUGAAAUCGGGUCCUACUUUCGAAGAAAAAAACUCGAUGAAAAGAUUUUGAAGAAACUCAACAUCACGCUUCUGUCCAUCAAUGUUGUGGUCGAUGAUGCAGAAUUAAAGCAGAUCAGAAAUCGACACGUGAAAGCAUGGCUUGAUGCUGUCAAAGAUGCUGUGUUUGAAGCAGAAGAUCUGUUAGAUGAAAUUGACAUUGAAGAUUUCAGAUGCAACUUGGAAGCUGAACCUGAGUCCAAUACUGGAAAGGUAUGGAACUUUUUCACCGCUUCUUCCAAUUCAUUUGACAAGGAAAUUGAAUCAAAGAUGCAAGAAGUCAUUGAAAACCUAGAAUAUCUUGCAAGCAAAAAGGAUAUACUAGGUCUAAAAGAGGCUAGUACUAGUUGUAACCAAGUGUAUAAAAAACUGCCAUCAACAUCUUUGCCGGUUGACUCGGUUAUUUAUGGUAGAGAUGUUGACAAGGAGGUUAUCUGUGAUUGGCUGAUAUCUGAUGCUGAUAAUGUUAAUCAUCAGCUUUCAAUAGUUUCUAUUGUUGGCAUGGGAGGGAUAGGUAAGACUACACUUGCUCAACAUCUAUACAAUGAUCCAAAGAUGGAGGAUACAUUCGAUAUCAAAGCUUGGGUCUGUGUUUCAGAAGAAUUUGAUGUUUUAGCGAUAACAAGAGUAAUUGUUGAGGCAAUCACUGGAACAAGAAAUAAUACCAAAGUCCUAGAUUUGCUUCAAGUAAAGCUGAAGGAAACACUGUCUGGGAAAAGAUUUCUUCUUGUUUUGGAUGACCUUUGGAACGAAAAACGUGACCAAUGGGAAGCUUUGCAGACUCCUUUUAAUUAUGGGGCUCCGGGAAGCAAAAUUCUUGUUACUACCAGAAGUCUAAAAGUUGCCUCAACCACACGGUCAACUAAAAUACACCGGCUAAAGGAAUUAGAAGAAGAACAUUGUUGGAAGUUGUUUUGCAAACAUGCCUUCCUAGAUGAAAAUCCUCAGAUGAAUCCUGACUUUAAGGAUAUUGCUAAAAGGAUACUUAAGAAGUGUCACGGAUUGCCUCUAUCCUUGAAAACAAUGGGAAGUCUCUUAUACACAAAACCAUCUUUGGUGGAAUGGGAAGUAUAUUGGGUAGUGAGAUAUGGGACUUACCAGAAGAGGAGAGCAACAUCAUCCCCGCUUUAAUAUUGAGUUAUUAUCACCUUCCUUCUCAUUUGAAGAGAUGUUUUGCUUAUUGUGCUUUAUUCCCUAAAAAUUAUGUGUUUCAAAAGGAGCACUUAAUUUUAUUAUGGAUGAGUGAGAAUUUUCUGCAAUGCCCUCGACAGAAUAUAAGUAUGGAAGAAGUUGGUGAACAAUACUUCAAUGAUCUAUAUUCCAGGUCAUUUUUCCAGCAAUCAAGGGAACAUAAAAUACAUUUUGUCAUGCAUGAUGUUCUCAAUGAUUUGGCAAAAUAUGUAAGCAGGGAGUUUUGCUUCACAUUCAAAGAUGAGGAAUCACAUAAUGUAUUGAAAAUGACUCGCCAUAUUUCAUUUUUAAGAAAUCCACGUAAAGCUUCCAAAAUAUUUGAGACCUUGCAUAAUGCUAGUAGAUUACGAACAUUCCUACCAUUAAGCAUGACACCAUAUGGUAUUACAUGGAAUAGUUGGAUGUCUAGCAUAUUAAUGCACGAGUUGUUCUCAAAGUUUAAGUUUUGUCGUGUCUUGUCAUUGUCUGGUUGUUCUUUUGAGAAUGAGUUGCCUGGCACCAUAGGAAAUCUCAAGCAUCUACGUUAUUUAGACCUUUCUGGUACUUACAUAACAACGCUACCUGAUUCAGUGUGUUCUCUCUAUAACUUACAAAUACUGAAGUUAAAGAAUUGUCGGUAUUUGGAAGAGUUACCCUUGAAUUUAUAUAAACUCACUAAGUUGCGCUAUCUUGAUUUUAGUGGAACUAAAGUGAGAAAUAUGCCGAUGGAUGUGGGAAAACUAAAGAAUCUUCAAGUACUGAGUUCGUUUUAUGUGGACAAAGGUUGUGAGGCCAAUAUACAACAACUAGGAGAACUCAAUCUUCAUGGCGCGCUAUCAAUUUCAAAGGUGCAAAACAUUAUCAAUCCUGCUGAUGCAUUGGCAGCAAAUUUGAAAAAUAAAGUGCACCUUCUGAAGCUAGAGUUAGAAUGGAAUGCAAACAGUGACGAUUCAGAGAAAGAAAGAGAAGUGCUUGAGAAGCUGCAACCUUCCAAUCACUUGAAGGAGUUGUCAAUACGAAGCUAUGGUGGUACACGGUUUCCAGAUUGGUUUGGAGAUAAUUCAUUGUUCAAUGUGGUGUCCUUAAAGUUGAGUAAUUGUGAAAAUUGUGUUUUAUUACCUCCACUUGGAAUUUUGCCAUCUCUCAAGGAGCUGCGGAUUAUAGGGCUAUCUGGGAUAGUGGUGAUUGGUAGUGAUUUUUAUGGGAAUAAGAGUAAGUCUUCUUCGCCAAUUAUUCCAUUUGCAUCCUUGCAAACCAUAAUAUUUGAGAAUAUGAAGCGAUGGGAAGAAUGGGAUUGUAAUAUCGUGACCGGUGCUUUUCCGUGUCUCCAAGAGCUCUCUAUAAAAAAUUGUCCAAAUCUAAAAGAGUGUUUGCCUGAGCAACUUCCUCGUUUAAGGACGCUUGAAAUUUCUAAUUGCAAACAGCUAUUGGCUUCUGUUUUAUUGGCUCCAUCCAUUCAUCAAUUACAUCUAAAUAAUUGUGGAAAACUUCAAUUUGAUUAUCACCCAUAUACUCUGAGAAUUCUCAAGAUUGGUGGAAGAUGCAUGGAAGGAUCAUUGCUUGAAUGGGUUGGGCACACCUUAUCACACACCUCUCUUGAAUCAUUGGUAAUUGAGGAUUGCCCAACUAUGAACAUUCCCCUAGAUUGUUCCAACAAUUUCCUUAUAUUUUUGUCUAUCUCUAGUAGUUGUGACUCUCUACAUACCCUUCAGCUGGAUUUCUUCCCAAAACUACAGUCGCUCAAAUUGCGAAACUGUAGUAAUCUUGAAAUGAUUUCACAUGAGCUUGAGCAUGACCAUAGCCUUACACGAUUGACAAUUACGGAGUGUCCUAAAUUUGUAUCAUUUCCCAAGGGAGGAUUCUCUGCACCUUGUCUUAAGCAUUUUGAUCUUUGCAAAUUGGAGACUUUAAAAUCAUUGCCCGAAUUCAUGCAUACUCUAUUUCCAUCUCUUACUGACCUUACUAUAACAAACUGUCCACAACUGGAGUCAUUUUCUAAUGGAGGUUUGCCAUUGAGCCUAAAACGCAUGCGUCUCAUCGGAUGCUCCAAAUUUCUUAUUGCCUCAUUGAAAUGGGCUUUGGGAAUCAACACUUCUCUAAAAAGUCUGUACAUUGAAAAUGUGGAUGUCGAGUCUUUUCCUGAUCAAGGGUUGCUUCCCCUCUCUCUUACUUCAUUGUAUAUCUAUGGUUUUCCGAAUCUUAAAAAACUUAACAACAAAGGUAUAAGCCACCUCUCCUCUCUUGAAGAAGUGCAUCUUGCUGACUGCCCCAUUCUCCAAUGCUUACCAGUGGAGGGUCUACCUAAAUCCAUUUCAACUCUAGAAAUUAGGCAUUGCCGGUCACUCAAACAACGAUGUAAGAAACCUGAAGGUGAAGAUUGGGCGAAGAUUUCUCACAUUCAAAGUGUGAUGAUCGAUGGCGACAUAAUAACUUGAUCUUCUACUUCUAAACGAAGCAUGCCCCAAUUCUCAUAUUGCCCGGUUUUUAUCCAGUGGUAGCAGCGCGACCAGAAGACAUUGCUUUUGAUAGAUUUAAAAGAUGCAUGUGUGAGGUUUAUUCAAUUUCCUCAAGAUUGUUUUGUAGGAGAUAAUUCAUUAUCCAAUGUAACGUUCUUAAAGUUAAGCAUCUGCAACUGCAAUUGUAGUAACCAAAUUAUAGUGGUGAAGCUAAUAUGUUCUGGCCAUGGAAGUAUAGAGAGUCAUGAGCUUGCGACUUUGAUUUAAAAGUGACCAAAUUCAUAUCGAAAGUCUUUUAAAGUUCUUGAAUGCACCAUGAGAUGCAGAGUAGAUGCCAUGAAUAAGGUUAUCCUAGUCUUCUGGUAUACCAAAAAGUUCUGCAUUACUAUAGAAAGUUUCACAUUUUGGUGAUCACUUCACAAGACAAGUCUUCGCACUAUAUAACACUCCUCUUUACAAAAUGACAAACAUUAUAUGAAUUAAAUUCGUGCACACAUUCGUG
This is a messenger RNA of Trifolium pratense (red clover), 9299 nucleotides long. Its product is annotated as putative disease resistance RPP13-like protein 1. Gene Ontology annotation, molecular function: ADP binding. The record is from RefSeq and is a predicted model, not a curated record. The coding region runs from base 96 to 3830 and encodes 1244 amino acids. The transcript is spliced from 3 exons. NCBI's taxonomy places the organism in Eukaryota, Viridiplantae, Streptophyta, Magnoliopsida, Fabales, Fabaceae. Gene Ontology annotation, biological process: defense response to other organism.